Messenger RNA from Scleropages formosus (Asian bonytongue), 2301 nucleotides. It is a transcript of the gene tshr, whose product is annotated as thyroid stimulating hormone receptor. Lineage: Eukaryota; Metazoa; Chordata; Actinopteri; Osteoglossiformes; Osteoglossidae. Gene Ontology annotation, cellular component: plasma membrane. The transcript is spliced from 10 exons. Bases 1 to 2301 code for a protein of 766 amino acids. Gene Ontology annotation, molecular function: thyroid-stimulating hormone receptor activity; G protein-coupled peptide receptor activity. Gene Ontology annotation, biological process: hormone-mediated signaling pathway; adenylate cyclase-activating G protein-coupled receptor signaling pathway; activation of adenylate cyclase activity. The record is from RefSeq and is a predicted model, not a curated record.
AUGCGGCGCGUUGCCCUGCCGCCGCUGAUGCUCCUUAUGGCUUUAGCGCAAAGUACCUGGGGACACUUGGCACUGUGUCCCUUUCAGUGCGACUGCUCCGAGUGGAACACAUGGGCCGUUUCGUGCUUCGAUGUAGACCUUAUUCCUGCACUUCCCGAGAGCACCGAGACUCUCCGGCUCCUGGAAACCAGACUGCAUUCUGUGAAUCAAGAUGCCUUCGCAAACAUGGUCAACAUUUCACACAUAUAUAUUUCGGUCGACGUGACUUUGAAGAGCCUGGAGAAGCACUCCUUUUACAACCUAAAGAAAAUCACCCACAUAGAAAUCCGGAAUGCUAAGCGUUUGUCAUACAUUGACCCAGAGGCCUUUAAGGAUCUUCCAAAUUUGAAAUACUUGGGGAUUUUUAACACUGGUCUCACUGUGUUCCCUGACCUCACCAAGCUCCACUCAAAUGAUGUAAACUUCAUACUUGAAAUUGCUGACCAUCCCUACAUCACGCAGAUAAAGGCCAAUUCAUUUCAUGGCAUCACCAAUGAUGUGCUCACAGUGAUGCUGUACAACAAUGGUUUCACAGAAAUCCAACAACAUGCCUUUAAUGGAACAAGACUGGAUUCUGUGUAUCUCCACAGGAACAAGUACUUGACCCGGAUAGAUGAGAAUGUGUUUGCUGGUGCCAUUAGCGGUCCAGUGCUUCUUGAUGUGUCCCUAACAAGCGUGACCUCUCUGCCAGCAAAGGGACUGGAGUCCCUGCGUGAACUUAUAGCUCAGAACACUUGGACCCUUAAGAAACUCCCUCCAAUAAAGACCUUUCAACAUCUAAUGAGUGCUGACCUCACCUACCCCAGCCACUGCUGUGGGUUCAAGAACCUAAAGAAGAGGAAGGGGUAUUUGGAGUAUAUCAUAUGCAACCUUACUGCAUUUUAUGGUCAACAUGAAAAGCGGUCUUUGAGUGGGUUCCGAAUUCCUGUUCAACACGAAAACACUGGGGAGGAUUUGAAUCCUGAUGAGGCCUUUGUCCAGGAAAACCACAAACAUCGUGAGUUCCGUAGCAGCCUGCACUAUUAUGCCUAUUUUGGUGGGCAGCUUGACAGUGAUGUGGGUUUUGGGGACACACUGAAAAACCCCCAAGAAAAUACCAACCAGGACUUUGACAGUCGCUAUGACUACAUUGUUUGCGAGGACGGUGAAGAGAUCACCUGUACACCUACGCCAGAUGAGUUCAACCCCUGUGAGGACAUCAUGGGCUUAGGCUUCCUGCGUGUAACCGUUUGGUUUGUCAGCCUGCUCGCCAUCCUGGGAAACCUGUUGGUGCUGCUGGUCCUACUUACCAGUCACUACAAGCUGUCAGUGUCCCGCUUUCUCAUGUGCAAUUUGGCAUUCGCAGAUCUCUGCAUGGGCAUCUACCUUUUGCUCAUUGCCUCAGUGGACCUUCACACUAGGACUGAAUAUUAUAACCAUGCCAUUGACUGGCAGACUGGUGCUGGCUGUGGACUGGCUGGCUUCUUCACUGUCUUCUCCAGUGAAUUGUCAGUGUACACACUGACCAUCAUUACAAUAGAGCGCUGGCAUGCCAUUACCUUCGCCAUGCGGCUGGACUGCAGACUCCGGCUCCUACAUGCUGCUGCAGCCAUGUUGAUCGGCUGGUUAUUUUGCUUGUUGCUGGCAAUCCUGCCCCUGGUGGGCGUCAGUAGCUACCGUAAGGUCAGCAUCUGCCUUCCCAUGGACACCCAGACAACUAUGGCUAAGGUCUACAUUUUCUCUGUGCUGGUCCUCAACAUCCUAGCCUUCCUGGUCAUCUGUGUCUGCUACAUCAAGAUUUAUUGUACCGUGCGCAACCCAGAGCACUGCCCCGGUCGUAAAGAUGCCAACAUUGCCAAGCGCAUGGCCAUCCUCAUCUUCACUGACUUCCUCUGCAUGGCACCAAUUUCCUUUUACGCCAUGUCAGCAGUGCUGAACCGGCCGCUCAUCACUGUCUCCAAUUCCAAGAUCCUGCUCGUUCUCUUCUACCCACUAAACUCCUGUGCUAACCCUUUCCUAUACGCCAUUUUUACUAAAGCCUUUCGUGGUGACAUCUUCAUCCUGCUCAGCAAAGUGGGCCUCUGUAAGCGCCGUGCACAGCAUUUCCGGGGCCAGACCAUGACUUCCAAAAAUGUUGGAGUGUGUCAGAGAAGGCUCAAUGUCGGCACCCAUGAGGCACAAAUAUGUCUGAAGGAGAACUUUGGUCAGACAGCACCCAAACCCCUCCUGGAGCCUCUGAAGUUUCAGCCCAUGCUGGAAGACAGUCAUAGAAGGAGCUUGUGA